AAUACGUAAUUUCUGUGUCUUAUAUCGCACAUAGGUAACACAGAAGUGGUGGAUUUGCUGGUCCAACAUGGUGCAACAUUAGAAAUAAAGGACGGCUUCCAGUACACGCCACUCAUGACUGCAUGCAUCUACAAUCACGUCGACACAGUCAAGCGACUGAUUGAGCUUGGGGCAAGGCCUGAUUUACCAGACAGCUAUAUAGACGACAUGCGAGGAAACUUAAGUACCGAGAGUAUGCAGCUUGUACAAGAGGCGAGGAAGUCCAAGCUGUUGAGAUGCUGCAACCCCAAGUGUGGCAAACCAGGCUACAGGAAAACCAUGAAGCUGUGUGGCCGGUGCAAGCUGACCCGCUACUGCAGCCGUGACUGUCAGAUACAACACUGGUCUGUCGGACACAAGAAGUGCUGUGGGCAUGACGCGUACACUAACGAUGGACCAAGCCCCUUCUUCAAAUUCUUCAAGUCCAUGGCAGAUGAUCUAAUAGCACAGGCAUGUGCACGUGCAAAAGAAUUGUGACUCUAAACGUUUUUACUACUUCUGAUCUUUAACGAUGACAUGAGACGACUUAUCAUUCAAUACGAAGAACUGUGGAGUACACGACAACAGCCGCAUAUGAAAUACAUAUGUAUAGCAAACAAUAAGUUGCCAAACCUGAAGCAUUUGUCUCUUUCUUAUGGUGCUUGUAUCCAUAUACGUAGGUAUAAGACAACGCUAAGUUUUGUUUGUUUUGUCAACUAGUUUCUAUUUGAACAGUAAUGUGGUUUAUAAAGACCUCUUUUUACUUGGAUAAUCUUGUCGCAGGGCGUUAACAAGUUGAAAUGUAAGAUGUGGAGUCGGGACUCUACCUUUCGUAUCCGUUGUUAGAUCACUGAGAACGUGGCUCACUGUUGCAACAUAAUUGUCACGGAUACGUUUCAUGUUCUCCCUCAAUCGUGUUUCGUCUAAUCAAGGAGGUUAAAGAAAGAGCUUGGUCUAAUAAAAAAUAACAUUCUACUGAA
Messenger RNA from Branchiostoma floridae (Florida lancelet), 998 nucleotides. Its product is annotated as ubiquitin carboxyl-terminal hydrolase 15-like. Lineage: Eukaryota; Metazoa; Chordata; Leptocardii; Amphioxiformes; Branchiostomatidae. Bases 115 to 516 code for a protein of 133 amino acids. The record is from RefSeq and is a predicted model, not a curated record. The transcript is spliced from 3 exons.